AUGUUCCACCACGCCCGGACAUUCCAGGAACGAGAAGCCAAGGAACGGGCUGAAAAAGAGGCUCGCGAGAAGGAGAAGAAGAAGGAGCAGCAGGCGCAGACGGCACCGAGCACCAGGGAGCAGGAUGUCGCGAGGAUGUCUCCCGACCUCGCGUCCCACGUCGCCUUCGAUCUCCAGGAUGCCGCUGCCAAGCUGCUUCAGUCCGUGCAGGCCGAAAUUCUGAGCACUCCUGCCGCACCUUUGAAGGCCCAGCCACCCGCACAUGUGCAGGCGCUCUUCAAGGAGCCGGAAGAGUUGGAUGCCAAUGGGCAGCCGCGAAAGCACAAGCCCCUGACACGCCUCGACGGGCCGCCUGCGCCAGAACGGAAGCUCAGGGACGAUGAGAUGAAGCGGCUAAUCCAACAGGUCCCCACAGAUAAGGCCAGGGCCUUUGCCUUCGACAUUGACUGGGACGCGGUCCAUGAACCAUGCCAGACCAACCCUGGACACACCCGGGCAGCAACUGUGUCUCUGGUGCCACUUCAGCUCUCUUCAACAUGCCGAACAUGCACGCAACAUCUAUAG
This is a messenger RNA of Durusdinium trenchii, 564 nucleotides long. Lineage: Eukaryota; Dinophyceae; Suessiales; Symbiodiniaceae. The record is from the annotation of a GenBank genome assembly.